UUCGCAGCGACAGGAACUGGCGCGUCGGUCCACGCGCCGCGGCCCGUCGGCGUCCCCUUCCUCCGCCCGUGCUUCGACCGUCUCGCGGCGGCAGUGCGUCGGACGGAGGGGCGGACGACGACCCGACGGAUCUUCCCAGGAGCCCUCGCGGCGGCGAUCCUACGUGUCGCCCUCCGAUUGGCUCCUACGAUCGUUGUCGACGUCGACGACGUACCCAUUCUUCUCUGUCAAAUUUAAGAACCACUCUUUAACGUAAUCCCCUUCUCUCUCUCUCUCUCUCUCUCUCUCUCUACCUCUCGCACAUCUCGGAGUGGAGGAAAGAAUGACGUUCCUGCAAUCCUCCGACCGGAAGCACCGGCGGAGCCCGAGGUCCCCCCUCCUCCCGCAGAAGCACGCCGCCGUUGCCGAGCCGACGGAGGCGGGCUUACGCGGCGCGUCGUUCUCGGGCGCCGUGUUCAACCUCUCCACCACCAUCGUCGGCGCCGGGAUCAUGGCCCUCCCGGCCACGCUGAAGCAGCUGGGCCUGAUCCCGGGGCUGGCGAUGAUACUGCUAGGGGCCGUGCUGACGAACACCUCGAUCGACAUGAUCCUGAAGUUCAGCCGGGCCUCCAAGUCCCCCACCUACGCGGCCGCCGCCGCCGACGCGUACGGCGGGGCCGGCAGGGCCCUGCUGCAGUCCUGCAUCGUCGUCAACAACCUCGGGAUGCUCGUGGUCUACAUGAUCAUCAUAGGGGACGUGUUAUCGGGGACAUGGUCAAACUGGGUCCACCACACAGGGGUGAUGGAGGAAUGGCUUGGUCAACACUGGUGGACCUCACGCGCAUUCUUGCUGCUGUCCACCACGCUCCUGGUCUUCGCUCCUCUCAUCUCUUUCAAACGAGUUGAUUCGUUGAGAUACACGUCGGCCUUGUCGGUUGGUCUGGCUGUGGUAUUUGUUGCAAUCACUGCUGGAGUAGCAAUCCUUAAGCUGGCGAAUGGAAGCAUAACGAUGCCACAUUUGAUGCCCGAGCUCGUCGAUCAGACAUCAUUUUGGAAGCUGUUCACAACUUUUCCUGUUCUGGUCACUGCUUAUAUUUGUCACCAUAAUGUACACCCAAUAGAGAAUGAACUGAAAGACCCGAUGCAGAUGAAGUCAAUAGUACGUUCAUCACUGACACUAUGCUCAUCUGUCUACAUCGCAACCAGCUUCUUUGGGUUUCUUCUCUUUGGGGAUCAGACUCUGGAUGAUGUUCUUGCAAAUUUUGAUGGGGAUCUAGGAAUUCCUUACAGUGUGAUGCUCAAUGAUAUAGUGAGAAUUAGCUAUGGAAUCCACCUCAUGCUUGUUUUCCCUAUUGUGUUUUUCUCACUUCGGCUCAAUCUGGACGGCCUCCUUUUUCCCUAUGCAAAAAUCCCCAUCACCUUUGACAACCGGAGAUUUUAUUCAGUAACAGUAGCGCUAAUGGGCUUUAUAUUUUUGGGAGCGAACUUUGUGCCCAGCAUAUGGGAUGCAUUCCAAUUUACCGGCGCCACCGCAGCAACCUCUGUCGGGUUCAUAUUUCCAUCUGCAAUUGCUCUUAGGGAUACUCAUGGGAUUGCAACCAAGAAAGACAAAGUGGUGUCAUGGAUCAUGAUCUUGCUGGCUGUAUCAUCGAGCACAGUGGCACUCUCGAGCGACGUUUAUGGGUUUUUUAGCAGUGACGGUGGAGUUGGAAGCUGACAAAAACUGAGGGGAUCGAUUCGGCUCUUCUCAAGUGACACUGAACUUCGCUCUCAGACAUCGAAA
This is a messenger RNA of Syzygium oleosum, 1762 nucleotides long. RefSeq names its product amino acid transporter AVT6A-like. The record is from RefSeq and is a predicted model, not a curated record. Bases 323 to 1696 code for a protein of 457 amino acids. Lineage: Eukaryota; Viridiplantae; Streptophyta; Magnoliopsida; Myrtales; Myrtaceae. Gene Ontology annotation, biological process: amino acid transmembrane transport. The transcript is spliced from 5 exons. Gene Ontology annotation, molecular function: amino acid transmembrane transporter activity.